AUGUCCUCCGCCUCCGCAUUUGCAUCAGCCACCGGUCCGCCGUCGAUGAAGCUCGACGCGAUCGGGAAGCUCAAAGGUUCCAGCGACUACCCACGCUGGUCCCUGAUGAUGCAGCAGUACUUCAUUGCUGCACGCGCAUGGAAGGGCGUCGACGGCACCGAGAGAGCCCCUGUCCCAAGCAGCUCCGUCUCCGCUGCGGACAUCGAAGCAUGGGAGACAACAAACGCAUACGCGAGGUUCUACAUCCUCAGCACGCUCGGCGACGAGCUCCUGCACCUCGCAAACCCAGUGGACAUCACAGCCGCCGCGCUGUGGAAGAAGCUGAAGGACAACUACGCCGCCUCCACCACCAUGUCGGCAUUCGUCAAGUUCCGCGCGUACUUCUCGCACGUGAUCACGGACAGUGAUGACCUCGCUGCUCAACUCGACGAACGCGCUGUCAUGCACCAUAAUUAUAAAGCUGCAAAGUAA
This is a messenger RNA of Phanerochaete carnosa HHB-10118-sp, 471 nucleotides long. RefSeq lists its product as uncharacterized. The coding region runs from base 1 to 471 and encodes 156 amino acids. The record is from RefSeq and is a predicted model, not a curated record. The transcript is spliced from 2 exons. Lineage: Eukaryota; Fungi; Basidiomycota; Agaricomycetes; Polyporales; Phanerochaetaceae.